This is a messenger RNA of Rhipicephalus sanguineus (brown dog tick), 1312 nucleotides long. RefSeq names its product uridine diphosphate glucose pyrophosphatase NUDT14. Gene Ontology annotation, biological process: ribose phosphate metabolic process; nucleoside phosphate metabolic process. Gene Ontology annotation, molecular function: UDP-sugar diphosphatase activity; metal ion binding. NCBI's taxonomy places the organism in Eukaryota, Metazoa, Arthropoda, Arachnida, Ixodida, Ixodidae. Bases 137 to 898 code for a protein of 253 amino acids. The record is from RefSeq and is a predicted model, not a curated record. The transcript is spliced from 5 exons.
UUGUUGCGUAAAAUACGUUCUCGUCACAAAAAUGAAGGCGCUUAUCCACCUCUCUGGCCGCGUAUGCGAAGCGUUUUUACGAAAACCGACCAUUAAGAAAUUGACCUUACUAAGCUAGUCGUGGUGCUGUUAAGCGAUGAUCAGCGGAGUUCGAUGUUGGCGGGCUGUAGCUUGGCCGCGGUCCACCAAAUUGAUAGUUUCGGGCGGUCCCGCCACUGUUUGUUCCUCGAUUAAGCGCGUUUUAUCCACGUCCGACGUAGUUAUGGAGCAGAUCGACGACGUACGAGUCACGGAGCUCAAGAAUUCUGCGUACAUCAAACCUACGCGGCUGCUCUUCAAGCAGAACGGAAAGCAAAGGAUAUGGGACCUCAUGAAGACUCACGACAGCGUCUCGGCCGUUAUUUACAACAAAAGCAGGGAUGUCCUUUUAUUCGUCAGGCAGUUCCGACCAGCUGUCUACUACGGUCAGAUCCCACCGCACGAGUUCACUUCGGGCAAGCCCAUCGACACGACCAAGUAUCCAGGAAAGUUGGGCGUGACGCUCGAACUGUGUGCGGGCAUCAUCGACAAUGAGAAACUGUCAUCCGCCGAGACAAUGCGCGAAGAGAUCAAGGAAGAGUGCGGAUACGAUGUGCCCUUGAGCAGCGUACAGAGGGUCACUUCAUUCAGAGCUGGCGUGGGAAUCCUUGGCGCCAAGCAGGAGCUGUUUUACGUCGAAGUGACCGACAGCAUGAAGAUAAGCGCUGGUGGUGGUGUCGAAGAACAAGGCGAGAUGAUCGAUGUGGUUGAGCUAACCAAAGCCGAAGCCAAGAAGAUGUUGUUUGACGAGAGCAUCAUGCGGCCUGCUGCUCUGCUUUUCGGCAUUACGUGGUUCUUGGAGGUCAAGUCGAAGCAAUAGAACGAACUUCAUAUUGUACAUAAAUGAGCUCACUAGGAUCUACAUCUUUAUAAUUUGCGCAUUAAAUGGAACUUUGACCUGAUGCAUUCGCUAUCAAGUGCAUAUAAUCGUGCUGAGGAGACUAGCUUGAGAAACGUACCACAUAAAGCUCUUUGGCCGCUUUCAGGACAUUGCUUGCUUCAUAGAAGCUCUUAAAUGAAAAUUUUCACAUUUUUUGCUGCAGUCAUGUGCAUUGGCAUUCUGCCAUGGUAAGUCAUUCGUGAUUGAUCAUUUAAGCAAAGCAGAUGUCAAAGCACUAGAAACAACAUAGCAGUCAAAACAUGUCUAGUCUCUAUUACAUAUAUGCACAUUUUUAUACUCGGCGCAUUUUGCCGAUGCUUGGGCCCAACAUCCUUUCGUUACAUGAUCUGCAUC